ACAGAGUCUUGGCGGCUUCUACAAACUUGUGCCUCCUAUCACCAACAUCAUCCGUUCAUCUCCUUUUUGAGUGCCGUGUCCAAGAUGUCGCUGACCCCUGACUCUGACCCCGAUGCAACCAAUGGGGGACCACAACAGAUCAUAUGUCAUUAUAACAGGGCGUCUUAAUCGGCCCAGAAGGUUUGGAGAACCAUACAGCCAACCUCUGCUAAGGGGAAGUUCACGUCUUUCAGCCUUUCUCAGGUACAAAAUCCACUGUCACCAUGUCUGACACCGAAGAAGUAGAGCAAGUAGAGGAGGAAAAGCCAAAAUACAAGCCCAGUGCACCUAAGAUCCCCGAUGGAGAGAAAGUGGACUUUGAUGACAUCCAGAAGAAACGGCAGAACAAGGACCUCAUUGAGCUGCAGGCCCUGAUCGAUGCUCACUUUGAGCACAGGAAGAAAGAGGAGGAGGAGCUCAUUGCUCUCAAGGAGAGAAUUGAGAAGCGGAGGUCCGAGAGGGCAGAGCAGCAGAGGAUCCGAGCCGACAAGGAGAAAGAGCGCCAGACGAGGCGUGAGGAAGAGCGACUGAGGAGAGAGGAGGCUGAUGCCAAGAGGAAAGCGGACGAUGAAGCCAAGAAAAAGUCGGUUCUGUCCGGCAUGGGCUCCAACUACAGCAGCUACUUGCAAAAGGCCGACCAGAAGAGGGGUGGGAAGAAGCAGACAGAAAGAGAGAAGAAGAAGAAGAUCCUGGCAGAGAGACGCAAGCCUCUCAACAUUGACCACCUCAAUGAAGACAAGCUGAGGGAGAAGGCCAAGGAACUGUGGGAGGUGAUGCACACCCUGGAGUCCGAGAAGUUUGACCACAUCGAGAAGUUAAAGAGACAGAAGUAUGAGGUCACAACUCUGCGUAUGAGGGUGGAGGAACUGAGUAAAUUGUCAUCUCUCUCAGAAACCGCAUCGACGAGCUGCAGAAGCAUAGCAAGAAGGGAGCCGCUGCCCGCCGCAGAAAGUGAGUCUCCGUGCCCAGAGGCCCCAGACCCAGUGUACGCCCCUCGUGCCACCUGGACCGUGGGCCAGGGCCACAGGAGACCAUGGCUUUCCACAGCAACCCAGAACACACGUAGACCCAUGGCACUGCAAGUCUUAGCGCUCCUCCUGGCACUGCGUGUGCACCGCAAGAAAGAAGCCCUUGGCUGCCACUGCCCCGGUAAUAGAGCCCAUGGGACCUCCUCCCUCUGGACUGUGGUUUGGGUCUCACUGUUUUUUGUAAAUAAAAAUGUGACUCUCCAGCCAUGUUUGUAUGUCUGCUCUUCUCAGAACAUCAAAAAUAUGUCACAAUAAGUGAAAAAGACAAAU
Molecule: messenger RNA, 1337 nt
Organism: Scleropages formosus (Asian bonytongue)
Lineage: Eukaryota; Metazoa; Chordata; Actinopteri; Osteoglossiformes; Osteoglossidae
Gene: tnnt3a
Product: troponin T type 3a (skeletal, fast)
Exons: 13
Coding region: 264-1322 (352 amino acids)
Biological process (GO): sarcomere organization; regulation of muscle contraction; muscle contraction
Cellular component (GO): troponin complex
Molecular function (GO): troponin I binding; tropomyosin binding; troponin C binding
Source: RefSeq, a predicted model, not a curated record